UUUCUUCUUCAUCUCACUUUCAUCUGAUUGCUGGUCUAUUCCUCUUUAUCAAGGCUCAUUCUCCCUUUUGCCAAGGUCAAUUUCUUGAUUGUAUCCAAUCAUUGUCCAAUACUGAUAACUGGAACAGUUCCAGGUUCUGCAGUUAUCAACAGGCCUAAUUUUUACUCAAGUUGCGUCAUAUGGACACAGAUGUGCUCCGGUUGUGGACAACCUUGGAUGAUCAUUUGGAUGAUUCCGAGGAUGAACUCGACCAACUCGAGGUCAAUGACGUCAUUUCGGCCAAAACCUUGUUGACUUCGAGCUCAAAGUUGAAUUCUCCGACAAAACAAAGAACGCCUCAGAAGUCAGCGCAUGUGACCUUAAAACUCAAAAACUCAAACACAGUCGAGAGCCGUGUGUCGACCCCAACAAGUCCCAAAAGCAUCAAAAGAGCUACUACUACCUCUUCCGAAAACUCUGCACGACGGUCGCGCGAAUUAAUCAUUCGCACCCCUCCAUCGCGUGCAUCCGAACAUCGUGCAACUAAACGGAUUAAAAUCGAUAAUUCCAAUCAAGUUCGUUCCUUGAACGCGUCCGUUCAUGAGUCGUCCAAUAUCUCACCGUUCUCGAGUUCUGGUCAAGUAACUGAAUCAAGUCUUGCGGAUGCACUCUCUUCGGCGUUCAACAAGAAUGCUGAGGUUCCUUAUCCUUCUCCGAGAGCUCUUGUUGGUACUAGUCGAACUUCUCUCAAGCGCGGAUUCAAUCACGGCACGAUUACGACCGCACUAACUGGUAAUCAGCAUCAGGACUAUGUAGCAGACUUGAACGGGCCUUUAAAGAUCAAACGAAAAGGGAAGCCUGCAACUUUCAGCCAAGAGAAAAUCGACGAGUAUUUGGAUGUACACAUCUUACCAAUACAUUCUAACCGGGAGUCGCAUGUAGUAGACGGGGACAUCAGCAUGACCGAUGUUAACGAUGCGGGGAUGAACCUUUCGACUCCUCAUGCAGAAAGUGGUGUCAACACCAAGGAGUCGCGGGUGUGGCAGACGGUUACAUUCAACUUGCGCCACGUUAUGGCGUCUCGAACUCGUGAACGACACGCAAGGAGUCCAUCCACCAAAACGAUGCCAUCGUACGAAGUUUCUGGUCAGUCUUAUACAGCUAUGUAUCUAGAGAGGGCAGGACAGUGGCUGGGCGACCAUGUUUCAUUGAACGGUCCGGAAAUGGAAGGGCCUGAGACGAACUACAGGAGGGAAUCCAUGAUCAAUCCGUCCCCGCAAAUUCCGCGAACGGGGCUAUCGGACGUCGCACCGGCCAUGAAUGAUUGGGAUGAUCAAACAUCGUCUUCCUUCGAUACGGACGAUGUGAUGAUGUUAUUGGAUGCCAACACUACUUCCCCUCCAAAGAGUGACGACGAGCGCUCGGUGACAUUUGUGAACGUCGGACUUGCUGGUCCCGUCAAGUCCGACAGUAAUCACGGUGCCGAGGCCCAGUCCGAGCGUUCAAGAACGCCUAGCCUUUCAUCCGGCAGCUCUUUCGUCAACGCUCUCACAUUGCUGCAAAGACUAGUCAAAGGCAAAACUAGACUCAGCGACGAGGAAGUACAUAGCACUCGUACAUUCCUUGAACUGUUAGGAUCCUCUGGUCAGAGCGUAUACUCCAACGAGUUCCAGACGAGUACACCGGAAGAUCGAGCAUGCUUUUUACAGUUGGUGUCAAGGCUUAGCUCCCGGACAGCGUCGACGCUUGACCUUCCGGGUGUUCCAGAGGGAGAAGCAAGACUGAUCAAAAAGCAUGCUCGUAUCGUUGCGCAGAAAUACGACCAAACCUCCAUCGAGAACGAUCAUUGACGAAGUCGAAAGUGCACCGUGAGCUUUCUUGUUGAAUCUGCCUUUCUGUUUAGGACUUGAAAAUUCUGCAUUAUCAAUACCCACAACAUACAUAGACAUUGAACAUACCUGCUUUUCUUGACCCACAUACAGUACUAGAUUGAGGUCACGUUGGACCAUAAUGGCUUCGAGUCUUCUUCAUUCCCGCACCAGUACAAUUACGGCUCCGGGCUUGUAGCACAAUUUUAGAUGCACUUCGGAGAGCCAGCUGUCUAGCACAUUCCUCCAGCUGUCUCCAGCCUCAAGAGCCUGAUC
Marasmius oreades (fairy-ring Marasmius) is the source of this 2123-nucleotide messenger RNA. RefSeq lists its product as uncharacterized. Bases 180 to 1829 code for a protein of 549 amino acids. The transcript has 9 exons. NCBI's taxonomy places the organism in Eukaryota, Fungi, Basidiomycota, Agaricomycetes, Agaricales, Marasmiaceae. The record is from RefSeq and is a predicted model, not a curated record.